CGUGAUAGGAGGCAGCUGCAGGUGUGGGGCCACUGACUGAGAAGAGAGGAGUUCCCAGGGGAAGGGAAGCGGCAGAACAACUGCAGAAGUGCAGGGAGCGGGAAGGUACUAGGGCAGCAGCUUCCCGCCGCCACCAGCCGGGGCAGCAGCAGGAACAGCAGGGGGAGGAGCAACAGCUGCCGAAUUCUCCAACUAGAGGAGGGGGAGGCGGAGCUUGGGUCCCUGUGGCAGCCGGAGGCGCAGUCUGGACUCUAGUUUCCCGGGAGAGAGGAGAGCUGGAGCACGAGCGGAGCGGAGCGCAGUCCUCCGAGCAUCAGCUCCAGCAUCCCGCCAGGGGUUGCAGGUGUGUGGGAGAGAUCCUGAACCAGACCCUAAAGAUGAGCAAGAACACUUCCCACCCCUUUCUACAGCAAACUUCUAAGGUUAAAUAGUGCUUUGGGGGAUGAGGGUUAAUUAUUAUACAAAGGCUUGAGCUCUCCCAACAUGGCUUUCCUUAGACUCUUCUCUUUGCUGAUUCUACAAAGUCUGGCUUUAGGGGCCACUUUCCCUGAUGAAACCAUUGCUGAGUUGUCAGUGAAUAUGUAUAACCAUCUUCGAGCCACUGGGGAAGAUGAAAAUAUUCUUUUCUCUCCAUUGAGUGUUACCUUCGCUAUAGGAAUGAUGGAACUUGGGGCCCAAGGGUCUACCCUGAAAGAAAUCCGUCAUUCAAUGGGAUAUGAUAGCCUGAAAAAUGGUGAUGAAUUUUCCUUCUUGAAGGAUUUUUCUAACAUGGUCACUGCUAAAGAGAGCCAGUAUGUGAUGAAAAUUGCCAACUCCCUCUUUGUGCAAAAUGGAUUUCAUGUCAAUGAGGAAUUUUUGCAAAUGCUGAAAAAGUACUUUAAAGCAGAAGUAAAUCAUGUGGACUUCAGUCAAAAUAUAGCUGUGGCCAACCAUAUCAAUAAGUGGGUGGAGAAUAACACAAAUAGUCUGUUGAAGGAUUUGGUAUCCCCCAGGGAUUUUGAUGCCAGCACUCAUUUGGCCCUCAUCAAUGCUGUCUAUUUCAAGGGGAGCUGGAAGUCACAAUUUAGACCUGAAAAUACUAGAACCUUUUCCUUCACCAAAGAUGAUGAAAGCGAAGUCCAAAUUCCAAUGAUGUAUCAACAAGGGGAAUUUUAUUAUGGAGAAUUUAGUGAUGGUUCCAAUGAAGCUGGGGGUAUCUAUCAAGUCCUAGAAAUACCCUAUGAGGGAGAGGAGAUAAGUAUGAUGCUGGUAUUGUCCAGGCAGGAAGUUCCACUCGCCACUCUGGAGCCAUUGGUCAAAGCACAACUGAUUGAAGAAUGGGCAAACUCUGUGAAGAAACAAAAAGUGGAAGUGUACCUGCCCAGGUUCACCGUGGAACAGGAAAUUGAUUUAAAAGAUGUUUUGAAGGCUCUUGGAAUAACUGAAGUUUUCAUCAAAAAUGCAAAUUUGACAGCUUUGUCUGGUAAUAAGGAGAUUUUCCUUUCCAAAGCAAUUCACAAGUCCUUCCUCGAGGUUAAUGAAGAAGGCUCAGAAGCUGCUGCAACCUCAGGAAUGAUUGCAAUUAGUAGGAUGGCUGUGCUGUAUCCUCAAGUUAUUGUCGACCAUCCAUUUUUCUUUCUUAUCAGGAACAGGAGAACAGGUACGGUCUUGUUCAUGGGACGAGUCAUGCAUCCUGAAACAAUGAACACAAGUGGACAUGAUUUUGAAGAACUUUAAAUCAUUUCAUAUGCAAAAUAGUAACUAAACGUGUUAUGUUUGCAACUGGUGUAUUUAAGAUUUGUGUUUUACAGUAUAUCUUAUGAUAAUAUUUAAAAAUAGUUCCAGAUAAAACAAUGUAUGUAAAUUAUAAGCCAACUUGUCAAGGAAUGUUAUCAGUAUCAUUGAGGUAAUAGUCCCAUGGUGUCAUUGUGUCUGUUGUGCUGGUAUUUAAAAUAAAAGUACAUAUUGAUCAUGUGAA
This is a messenger RNA of Lontra canadensis (Northern American river otter), 1957 nucleotides long. RefSeq names its product serpin family I member 1 (gene SERPINI1). The record is from RefSeq and is a predicted model, not a curated record. Lineage: Eukaryota; Metazoa; Chordata; Mammalia; Carnivora; Mustelidae. The transcript is spliced from 10 exons. Gene Ontology annotation, biological process: negative regulation of endopeptidase activity. Gene Ontology annotation, molecular function: serine-type endopeptidase inhibitor activity. Bases 484 to 1716 code for a protein of 410 amino acids.